GUUUGCCGCCUGAAAGGAUACAGGAAGGAGAGGCGAAAAACUUAUCUCAAUUCUCACUGCUUCCUUACAACUGGCGACUAAGUGGACCAAAAACCUCCAAAAACCUCAGUUGGCUGGGCUACGGGGUCCUUGCUAUCCUUCCUGGGCUUCUGUACCCGGCCGGAACUUUAGUGUUCUGACGCCUUGUUUGGCAUCGGAAGGGAAAAGCAGAUGGACCUAUACGGGUAAAGUGGCUUCUGGGCGGAAGCCACACUAUAGGCUCAGGGAGGUAAGCGGUGGCAGGCCGGCGGCUGGUGUGUCCCGAGUGUGGGGCGACAGAGCCCUGGCACUUGAAGGUUGAGGGGGCCUCCCCAGCGCGGCGAAUGUCUGGCCUCCGGAGGCCAGGCCGUGAGUGCGGGAGGUAAACGCCAAGGCAGAAGAGUUUUGCCACUCACUACCUGUGUGACCUCGGGUAAAUUAGUCUUGGAACGUCAGUUUCCUCGUCUCCAUAAUUGUAGUAAUAAUGGUACCUCUCUCAGGAUUGUUGUGAGCCGUCAGUGAAACACUUAGAGCAGUUUCUGGCACAUGGUAGAAUUGGGUUAUUUGCUGAAGCUUCUUGGUGGCCCUUGCUAGCCCAGGAAGAAACUUACAUUUUGAUUUUUUUGUACCAUGGCUUUGGUUCACAAAUUGCUGCGUGGUACUUAUAUUCUCAGAAAAUUCUCUAAGCCAGCUUCUGCCUUGUAUCCAUUUUUGGGUAUUCGCUUUGCAGAGUAUUCCAGUAGUCUUCAGAAACCACUGGCUUCUCCUGGCAAAGCCUCCUCACAGAGGAACUGAAGGGGAUUUGCAAGGAGAUCACCAGAAAGAAGUUGCUUUGGAUAUAACUUCUCCUGAGGAGAAGCCUGAUGUUAGUUUCGAUAAAGCAAUUAGAGAUGAAGCAAUGUACCAUUUUAGGCAUUUGAAGGAUGAAAUUGUGGAUCAUUGGAGAGGACCGGAAGGCCGCCCUCUGCAUGAGGUCUUGCUGGAACAAGCCAAGGUUGUCUGGCAGUUCCGGGGGAUAAGUGGACAGUGACUUCUGAUGAGACGACUGGAGGCAGAAGUGAAGUGUUUUGGAAAAUGGGCAAGAAUAACCAAAGUGCACUGCUAUAUGGAACUCUGAGCUGUGAGGCGCCUCAGGACGGGGAUUCUACCCGAAGUGGGUACUGUGCAAUGAUAUCCAGGAUUCCAAGGAGUGCUUUUGAGAGGAAGAUGUCUUAUGAUUGGUCCCAGUUCAAUACUCUGUAUCUCCGUGUACAUGGGGAUGGUCGGCCUUGGAUGGUGAAUAUCAAGGAGGACAUAGAUUUCUUCCAGAGGAGGAAUCAGAUGUAUAGUUACUUCAUGUUCACCCGUGGGGGACCCUACUGGCAGGAGGUCAAGAAUUCAAUGCCAACAGUUCUUUUCGUUCAACACUUUAACCAUGUCACUCCAUGGGGACGCUGUCUUGAGCCUUUGGUAAGCCUCAUUCUCCAGGACCACACGGCAGGCGCGACAGCCCUAGGUCCACCCCACCCGGUAAGCUCCCUCCUGGAGGAGACAGAGAUCCAGGACAGCUCUGGGGCAAGGCCGAGGAAGGAGGGACGACGGAGCAGGGAGGCCCGAAGAGUCCCCGCCUUUUGGGAUAGUCGCCACCCUUGGACCCCCUCACCCUUGGGGACGUUGAGGAGUGUUAAAAUCUCCAAGACGCGAGUCACUGGUACGAAGCCACAGCCAUUUCGCAGCUUGUUCGGUGCAAGUGCAGAAGGUCCUAGUAGCCGAGCGUGGAGUCGAGCUAGUGGGCGGCGUUGGGCACCUUCGGCCGCGCCCUCAGCUGCACCCCCCGGUGGGCGGGGCCCGAGCCAGUCUCUAAAGCCACGCGGGCGCCGGCUCCGGGGCUGGUGCUUCCGACCGCUGCGCGCCGCUCCCGGGCUGUCGCAGUCUCCCGUUGCCGCCGUCAUGUCCCGGCAGCUGUCGUGGGCCCGGCCAGCCACGGUGCUGGGCGCCAUGGAGAUGGGGCGCCGCAUGGACGCGCCCACCAGCGCCGCAGUCACGCGCGCCUUCCUGGAGCGCGGCCACACAGAGAUAGACACCGCCUUCGUGUACAGCGACGGCCAGUCCGAGACCAUCCUGGGCGGCCUGGGGCUCGGGCUGGGCGGCAACGACUGCAGAGUGAAAAUUGAUACCAAGGCCAUUCCACUGUUUGGGAACUCCCUGAAGCCUGACAGUCUCCGGUCCCAGCUGGAGACGUCACUGAAGCGGCUGCAGUGUCCCCGAGUGGACCUCUUCUACCUGCACAUGCCAGACCACAGCACCCCGGUGGAAGAGACACUGCGUGCCUGCCACCAGCUCCACCAGGAGGGCAAGUUCGUGGAGCUUGGCCUCUCCAACUAUGCCGCCUGGGAAGUGGCCGAGAUCUGUACCCUCUGCAAGAGCAAUGGCUGGAUCCUGCCCACUGUGUACCAGGGCAUGUACAACGCCACCACCCGGCAGGUGGAAACGGAGCUCUUCCCCUGCCUCAGGCACUUUGGACUGAGGUUCUAUGCCUUCAACCCUCUGGCUGGGGGCCUGCUGACUGGCAAGUACAAGUAUGAGGACAAGGACGGGAAACAGCCCAUGGGCCGCUUCUUUGGGACUCAAUGGGCAGAGAUCUACAGGAAUCGCUUCUGGAAGGAGCACCACUUCGAGGGCAUUGCCCUGGUGGAGAACGCCUUGCAGGCUGCGUAUGGCGCCAGCGCUCCCAGCAUGACCUCAGCUGCCCUCCGGUGGAUGUACCACCACUCACAGCUGCAGGGUGCCCAUGGGGACGCGGUCAUCCUGGGCAUGUCCAGCCUGGAGCAGCUGGAGCAGAACUUGGCAGCGGCAGAGGAAGGGCCCCUGGAGCCGGCCGUCGUGGAUGCCUUUAAUCAAGCCUGGCAUUUGUUUGCCCACGAAUGUCCCAACUACUUCCGCUAGGCUCAUCGUGGCUCAGGCUGCCCAAGGCUUUUCUGUCACCUCUUUUACUCUCUCCUGCUUUGUCUAAUUUAGAACUGCCUCAGUAAAUUCUUAGGGAUGGAAGUAUUUGGACAAAAACCUAACAGUAGAGUCACCACCAAAUGAAGAAUAAAACCUCCCAGGGUGCUGUGUGUUAGUCUGUUUGCGUUGCUAUAAAAGAAUACCUGAGACUGGGUCAUUUAUAAAGAAAGAGGUUUCUUUGGCUCAUGGUUCUGCAGUCUGUACAAGGGGGUGUGGUGCCGGCAUCUGCUCUUGGUGAGGGCCGCAGGAAGCUUACAAUCAUGGCAGAAAGGGAAACGGAGCCAGCGUGUCACACGGUGAGAGAGGGAGCAACAGACAGGGGAGGAAAUUCACACACUGAUGGUGGGGAUGUAAAAUGGUACAACCACUUGGGAAAAUAGUUUGGCAGUUUCUCAAAGGAUUAAACAUAAAAUUACCAUAGGAUUCAGCAGUUCCACUUGUGGGCAAAUAGCCGAGAGAAAUGAAAACUUAUCUCCCCACAAAAAAACUUGGGCUUGAGUUUUCACAUUAUCAUUACUCACAAUAGCCAAUAAGUAAAAACAACCCAAAUGUCCAUGAAUGAAUGAAUGGGUAAACAAAAUGUGGUAUAUUCAUACAACAGACUAUUAUUCGGCCAUUAAAAAAAAAAGAGUGGCUCACACCUGUAAUCUCAGCACUUUGAGAGGCCAAGGCAGGAGGAUUGAUUGAAGACAGGAGUUCCAGACCAGUCUGGGAAACAAAGCAAGACCCUGUCUCCACUAAACAUAAAAAGAAAAUUACUGGGGCCCCGGGGCACACACCUGUAGUCCCAGCUGCUCGGGAAGCUGAGGCGGGCUGAUUGCUUGAGCUCAGGUAUUCAAGUCUGGAGUGAGCUAUGACUGUGCCACUGCACUCCAGCCUGGGCGACAGAGCAAACCCUGUUUCCAAACAAACAAACAAACAAACAAACAGAAGUACUUAAACAUCUACAAUGUAAGUGCACCUUGAAGACAUGUUAAGUUAAAGAAGCCACUUACAAAAGGUUUCAUAUUGUAUGAUUUCGUUUAUAUGAAAUGUACAGAAUAGGCAAAUCUAUUUGAGAGAAAGAAAGUAGAUGACUGCUUGCCUAGGACUGGGAGGAGGUUUGCGAGGAAAUGGAGAUUCACUGCUAAUGAGGACAGGGUUUCUGUUGGGGGCGCUUAUGAAGAUGCUCUGAAAUUGAUUGUGAUGGUUGUACAACUCUGAAUACAUGAAACAGCAUUAAAUCAUCACUUUAAGUAGGUCAA
Nomascus leucogenys (northern white-cheeked gibbon) is the source of this 4247-nucleotide messenger RNA. Its product is annotated as aldo-keto reductase family 7 member A3. The record is from RefSeq and is a predicted model, not a curated record. NCBI's taxonomy places the organism in Eukaryota, Metazoa, Chordata, Mammalia, Primates, Hylobatidae.